Molecule: messenger RNA, 1755 nt
Organism: Sphaerulina musiva SO2202
Lineage: Eukaryota; Fungi; Ascomycota; Dothideomycetes; Mycosphaerellales; Mycosphaerellaceae
Product: aquaporin-like protein
Exons: 4
Coding region: 1-1755 (584 amino acids)
Biological process (GO): water transport; glycerol transmembrane transport
Cellular component (GO): plasma membrane
Molecular function (GO): water channel activity; glycerol channel activity
Source: RefSeq, a predicted model, not a curated record
AUGUCCAUCCAGGUGCCUAUUGGGGAUGUGUCGGGUCAGAUAUGUUGCUUGCUAAGAAGCUGGUCAUGUUCCUGCGUUCAACCUCGAAGAUAUCGUAACCCGAAGAAAGGGAAAUACAGAUACUUCCAGCUCCGACGCGUGAAAAUCGCGAUUCGCCCUCACUCGGCCGGGAUCGUUGGCAAACGCUCUUUACGGCGGGGACCCACAUCCCCAGAUAGUGUAGCAUCAUCCUUACGAACCACCUUUUCCGAUGUGGCGCACGAAGAUUCGAUCUUUCAUCGCCAUGCCGCUUAUAAUAAUCUUCAGACCGCCAUGUCAAGUCGGAGUCUGAGGCCAUACCAAGCACGAACCGCGACAGCGAGGUCGACAAGGACGGCCGCAACAGGUAUCAGCCAAGAUGUGGAUUACACCUUAGCCGGUCCACCCUCACAGGCGGGCCACGCUGACCCUCACGGCACGCACUAUGAUGAAGGAUAUUUCGAUGCAAAUCCUUGGAUGGAAACUCAGCAACCACAAAACGAGAACUUCUCACUGGCAGGCACCUUUCCCCACAAAAUCAGAUGGGGGUCGAAGAAGCCGAAACACGGAUCCUAUCAGCACAACGUAUCGUCAGACGAAAAGGGCGAAGCAGAAGCAGCGCCACAGAUCAAGGAACACCCGUCUGAUGAUGAUGACGAAGGUGAUGAAGGCGAGAACAUUGAACCAUCUACCACCAGGCAAUCUCUUCGACCAUCGAUACAGCAGCGAACCGUGUCGCACUAUAAUUCGAAGGGUCAGAGGCGUGGUACCUUGGCAAACGAAGCCAUUGUGGAAGGACUAGAUCCGAAGGACAGACCUUUUAACCACUGGGCACUGGUACGACUACGACUUCAGCGACCACUCGCGGAAUGGUUAGGUUCAACCGUAUUCAUAUUCAUUGGUGUGUCUGCCAACUUGUCAGUCAUCACCUCCAACUACCAAACAGGAACCAUGCAGUCCAUGUACUGGUGCUGGGGCUUCGCCGUCAUGCUAUCCAUAUACAUCGCCGGUGGCGGCUCCGGCGCUUUCCUCAAUCCUGCACUGACUCUGAUGCUGUCGGUGUUUCGAGGGUUCCCGGCUCGCAGGGUCCCUGUUUACAUCGCAGUGCAGCUGCUCGGCGCAUUUACAGGGGCUCUACUUGCAUUCGCCAUCUACAAGGACGAUAUCAUCCAUUUAGACGGUGGCCUUAUACCGGAGUCGACGGGCAUGGCUUUCUACACUCAGCCGAAAGAUUGGGUGAGCAACUCUACGGCCUUCUUCACGGAAAUGCUAGGCACUGCCGUGAUUGGCUGCAGCAUCAUGGCCCUCGGAGACUCACACAAUAGCCCCCCAGGUGCUGGUAUGCACGCCUUUAUCAUCGGUCUACUCACGACUGCUGUGACGAUGUCACUCGGCUACAGCACUGGGGGCUGUUUCAAUCCCAUUCGAGACCUUGGCCCACGACUCGCUACGAUAGCUGUAGGCUACCCUGCCUCAGCGUUCACAGCCAAGCAAAACUGGUGGAUAUGGGGACCAUGGUGUGCUACCAUUACAGGAGCGCUGCUUGGAGGACUGGUAUAUGACCUGUGCAUAUUCAAGGGCGGCGAGAGUCCUGUAAACUACUCGUACGGGCGCUGGCGAAUUGAGACUCUGAAAAACGAGGCUGGCAUUGCGCAUGCCUUGGGUCUGCACGAAAGAAAAGACGAAAUCGAAAGACGAUUAGAAUCGGGAGAGAUACACGAUGAACCCAAGCUAUAA